AGGGUCCCCGGCGAGGGGACACGCUCAGCCCUGGGCAGGCGGGAGGAGGCACCGGGCACAGGGUCAGCGUGGAGCCCCCGUGCUGUGGCACGUCCCCGGGGCCAUGGGGGACAAGCAGGGGACAGCGGGGGCUCCUCGCAGCCGGGGCUGAGCCGAGCAGGGGGGGCUGAGCACAAACACCAUCAGUGCAGUGAUGGGCAGGCGGGGACGUGCAGGUGCCAUGGGGGGGAGAGUGGGGUGGUGGGGAGGGCCAAGGGGCUUUUUCUGGCACCGCAAAGCACCAACGCACCCGCCCUGGCACAGCUGGGCACCCCUCUGAGCCCCCCACCUUGGAGCUAUAGAGGCUUUGGUUUUGGGUGCCCCCCUGCCUGCACCCCGGGGUGCUGGUGGGUGCUGUGGGGAUCAGCAGGUCCCUCCUCAGCCGCAACGGCACCUAUUUAUAGCAGCCCCUGGCCCCCCCGUCGCCUGGCAGUUAUUAACACCGACAGCCCGUCACCCAAACGAGGGGGUUUAAUUAAUCACGACCCUCCCAUGGGGGCUCGUGUCCCCCUUGCCCACCCUGGGGGCUCGGGGCUGUCCCAUAGGGUGGCAGCGGGGUCAGAGGUGGUGGCACGGGGCCGGGAGCAGCCGCGGGUGUCACUGCGGGGCCACCAGAGCCACAAUGCAGCUUUGUGUCCCUGGUACCAUCGGGGACGCGAUGCAGGGGCAGGGACAACACGGGGCUGUGGGUGGCACGACACGGUGCCGCUGCCAGGGACGGGCACAGCGCGGGGAGCCGCGGCACCGCCGGAGCGGGGAGAUGCUGCCGGGCAGCCGGUGCCCGUCCCGGAGGCACUCGUGCAUCGGCUUCGACCUGGAGCAUGGCCCCCCCGGGCGGGGGGCGCUGGACCCCCAGGCCAGCCCGGGGCUGGUCCUGCAAGGGACGUUCCCCCACGGCCAGCGCCGCGAGUCCUUCCUCUACCGCUCCGACAGCGACUAUGACCUGUCCCCGAAAGCCAUGUCCCGCAACUCCUCCAUCGCCAGCGACCUGCAUGGAGAAGACAUGAUCGUCACCCCGUUCGCCCAGGUCCUGGCCAGCCUCCGCACCGUCCGGAGCAACCUGACCCACCUCCAGGACCGCACCACCAUCAAGAGAGCAUCGAGCAGCAGCCUCCCCUCCGGGAGCAAGGCCAGCCUGGCCGAGGAUGCCCAGCAGAAGCUCUCGCGGGAGACGCUGGAGGAGCUGGACUGGUGCCUGGAGCAGCUGGAGACCCUGCGGACCCGGCACUCGGUCAGCGAGAUGGCCUCCAACAAGUUCAAGAGGAUGCUGAACCGGGAGCUGACGCACCUCUCGGAGACCAGCCGCUCGGGCAACCAGGUCUCCGAGUACAUCUCCAGCACCUUCCUGGACAAGCAGCAGGAGGUUGAGAUCCCCCCGGCCAAGGACAAGGACAAGGAGAAGGAGCGGAGGAAACGUCCCAUGUCGCAGAUCAGUGGCGUCAGGAAGCUCCCGCACGGCUCCAGCCUCGCGGCUGCCGCCAUCCCCCGCUUCGGGGUCCGCACAGACCAGGAGGGGCUGCUGGCCAAGGAGCUGGAGGACACCAACAAGUGGGGUCUCAACGUGUUUAAAGUCGCCGAGUACUCGGGCAACCGCCCGCUGACGGUCAUCAUGUACAGCAUCUUCCAGGAGCGUGACCUGAUGAAGACCUUCCGUAUCCCCGUCGACACCUUCAUCACCUACAUGCUGACGCUGGAGGACCACUACCACGCCGAUGUGGCCUACCACAACAGCAUCCACGCCGCCGACGUGGCUCAGUCCACCCACGUCCUCCUUUCCACGCCUGCACUGGAGGCUGUCUUCACAGACCUGGAGAUCAUGGCCGCCAUCUUUGCCAGCGCCAUCCAUGAUGUUGACCACCCUGGUGUCUCCAACCAGUUCCUCAUCAACACCAACUCAGAGCUGGCGCUGAUGUACAAUGACGCCUCAGUGCUGGAGAACCACCACUUGGCCGUGGGCUUCAAGCUUCUCCAGGAGGAGAACUGCGACAUCUUCCAGAACCUGAGCAAGAAGCAGAGGCAGUCGCUGCGCAAAAUGGCCAUCGACAUGGUGUUGGCCACGGACAUGUCCAAGCACAUGAAUCUGCUGGCGGAUUUGAAAACCAUGGUGGAGACCAAGAAGGUGACAAGCCUCGGGGUGCUGCUGCUGGACAACUACUCUGAUCGGAUCCAGGUCCUGCAGAACAUGGUGCACUGCGCCGACCUCAGCAACCCCACCAAGCCGCUGGAGCUGUACCGGCAGUGGACCGACCGCAUCAUGGUGGAGUUCUUCCACCAGGGCGACCGCGAGCGGGAGAAGGGGAUGGAGAUCAGCCCCAUGUGCGACAAGCUCACGGCCUCCGUGGAGAAGUCCCAGGUGGGCUUCAUCGACUUCAUCGCCCAUCCGCUGUGGGAGACGUGGGCCGACCUGGUGCAUCCCGACGCCCAGGAGAUCUUGGACACGUUGGAGGACAACCGGGAAUGGUACCAGAGCAUGAUCCCACGCAGCCCGUCCCCGCCGCCCGAGGGACCCGGCGUGUCCCCCGCUGCCACCGACAAGUUCCAGUUCGAGCUGACGCUGGAGGAGGAAGAGGAGGAGGGCGAGCUGGACACGGAGCCCGAGGGGGCCGAGAGCCCCUUGGAUGAGGACAACAGCGGCUCCAAGACACCGGCUACAGAUGACUCGGGGUCGGCUGACACCGAGCGCCUGUCACCCGGCCCUGUGGACCGGGACUCGCCUGUCACCCACCCCAGGGACGUGGACAACCGGCGGGCGCUGGAGGGAACGUUGCCGAAGGACGGUGGCAGCGGGUGCUCGGUGCCGGGCGCCGAGGGCAGCCAGGGGCUGUGCCUGGACACGGAGGGCAAUGUCACAUUCCUGUCCCUGGGCAGGUAGCGGAGCCGGACGGUGGGUCCCCUCGCUACCGCGGGGACGUGGGACAGGACGCUGCCCCGGCGAGUGGCCGGCACCGCGGGGACACAAGGGGACACGCUGCCCGUCCUGCGUGGGAGCUGGGCAGGUCCUGAGAGGCACAAGGACACCGCUCGCCCUAUCCCAGCGAUUGUCCCCUGCUCCCACCCAGUGUCCCUGUGUACAGCCGCUGGGGAAAGUCCCUGUCCCCUUCAGACAGGGCUUGGGGACACUGCUCCAGCCACAUCUUUGGGGACACAGUCCCCCACGGGGCCAGGCACACCCAGAAGCAUUUUGGUGUCCCUUUGGUGUCCCCUGGCAGAACCGCAACCCCACAGCGGGACGGCGAAGGGGGCUGGUGCCAUCCCCCAGCACAAGGGACUGGGGCGCAAGCCAGCGGUUUAUUUAUUUGGGGACAAAUUCACUUUUUCAAGCCUUUUUUUGUAGCUCACUUUUUAAUCCGAGCCUCACCCGGGCGCACUCACACGCGUUCCUGCGGCAGAAACACACGUUUCUGCUCCGCGAUCGAUCCUCAAAACGCUGCCUUCGUACUUUGCACUUUGGGUCCUGGCGGAUGCCGCGACCCCCCCACAUCUCUGCAGGGGCCGGCGCAGCCCCCGGGGUCCUUUGAGUUUCAUCCUUCACCUUCCAGAGAUUAAACCUGGUUUGUUCCUCACUAA
This is a messenger RNA of Columba livia (rock pigeon), 3606 nucleotides long. RefSeq names its product phosphodiesterase 4C (gene PDE4C). The transcript has 15 exons. NCBI's taxonomy places the organism in Eukaryota, Metazoa, Chordata, Aves, Columbiformes, Columbidae. The coding region runs from base 662 to 2911 and encodes 749 amino acids. Gene Ontology annotation, biological process: signal transduction. Gene Ontology annotation, molecular function: 3',5'-cyclic-AMP phosphodiesterase activity. Gene Ontology annotation, cellular component: cytosol; nucleus; perinuclear region of cytoplasm. The record is from RefSeq and is a predicted model, not a curated record.